CAUCCUAGCGAUAUUCAAGCCCAUUUAGACCAACAGUGACCGCAGUUACAACGCCAGCGGACAUCGUCCCCACACAACCGGAACAGCGGCUCCCUCAUCUGCUGACGGACAAGAAGACUGUGGAUAUUUAAGGAUUUGGUGACAGAAAGUUUAAGCCCCCGAAUAAGAGAUAGUGGUGUUGUGAUUUACUGAAGAUGAAAAUGUUGACGACGUAUCUGUCGAGGAUGGUGGUGAUUCUGUGCUGUGGGUAUGCAUUAAGCCAAGACCAGCCCGAUGUCCGAGUUCCCCCCACAGUGCAUACACCCCUCUUUGCACGGACAGAUUACUUCAACACAGGUUCAAGAUUCAUGGUGCCCUGUAAUGCGACUGGAACUCCACACCCUAAGUACACUUGGCACAAAGAUGGCGCUAACUUCACAUCCGAUUACAUCAGUGUCAACCCAGUCAACGGCUCUCUGCUGGUGGAGGCCGCCACGAUACGUGAGGAAGGGACGUACCGUUGCUUAGCAACCAACACGUGGGGCACUUCGGUGUCUCAGGAAGUAGAGAUGUUACUCAUCAGAGGGAAUAGGUUUGAUGACCUCGGUUCCCGAGCGAUGACUAAGGUAGCGGGAGAGAGUGCCUCCAUGGAGUGUUUAAAUCCACCUGAAUCUGUCCCCGUCGGCUCCUUCGCCUGGUACCUCACCGAUGACGACGAUAAACAACGCAGCUUCACCCCAACCAAGAGAUACGGCGUGGACGAGACAGGUACGCUACAUUUUGCUUACUUGGAAGUGGGUGACCGCAUUGACGGAAAGCUAUAUGCGUGCGGGCUCCACAACGCUAAGACCGACAACAUCUACCUCGGCAGCAAAGUCGACCUCACAGUCACCCCUGGAUCAGGUACCGGUGACAGUAAACCUCGAAGACUAUACAAGACCGGAGUGAAGAGAGGAUUUAUUGGCAAGAGCGCCAUCCUUGAGUGUUUCUUCGGUGGAAAACCUGUUCCUGAUGUCCAGUGGUAUGACAAGUACAACAACGCUAUAUUCCCCAACAACACCCACUUCAGCAUCGAGGACUAUGGUCGACGUGUGAAGAUUCUCAACGUCACCGACUACGACGAGGGCACUUACACGUGUGAAGCCAGUAACUCACAGGGGCGACUGAAGGAGACGUCCUUCCUCAACGUCACCUCCCGGCCGAUUUGGGUGGAAUCGCCGCUGUCGCAGACAGUCGUGGAGGGGAGCAACGUCACGUUCAACUGUAUAUCGAAAGGCGCGGACAGGGAAAACACACCUUCGCCUCCUAUAUGGUACCAGAACGGCGAACAGCUUCCUCAAAACGACAAGAGAAUCAUCGACUUCACCAAGUUCCGUCUGCUCCAUGUGUCACGUGACACUGACAUCAUGAACGUGCAGUGUUUGGUACAGAACGAGUUUGGCAGCAUCUUUCAGGACGCAUAUCUGAAUAUUCUGUCCCCAAUCACAAUACAGUCGCGCCCGUCUCCAGUUAUCCGAGUUGUACCUGGAGAUGUGAAGACGUUGUCUGUCUCCGCUGUCACAGACCCCAGUCGGACGCUCGUGUUUCGCUGGACGUUCAACAACGAAGACAUUAGACAAUCUCAUCCUGGUAUUUCACUGCGUAGCAACGACACCAACAGCGUCGUCACCAUCAACACCACCAACGUCAGCCCUGAGAAUCUGGACAGUGUGUUGGGGUUGUACGCGUGUGUAGUCAGCCACGACGUUCAACACGUGGUCGUCAGCGCCGACGUAAUGAGGAUGCCGUCCACAACAGAACCCACCACAACAGAGAUGCAGCCGGUCACGGAAGGCAUCAGAGAGGCGGCCACGACGAGCAUGUGGUGGGUGUUGGCGGUGGUUUUGGGGCUGCUGCUGGUGGUGGGGAGCGUCGUCCUGAUCGUCUUGGUUCUCCGUCACCGAUACCCAAAGCGGGUUUACCUGUUGGAGAAAAAGGAACUGAAAAACAAGUUGGAUCCUAAGCGAGAUCUGGAGAAUGAUUACUUCCAGACUCUCUGAAGAGUGGCUGAGAGACUUUCGUGUGUGAGUGAGUGAAUGAGUGUUUCUUGUUUUAACUCCAUUGAGGAAUAUUCCAGCUAUAUGACAGCGGUCUGGAAAUACUGUGUCUUGAUCACAAUCCAGUGAUCAACACCGUGGGCAUCGACGCAAUUGGGAUACGAUGAUAUGUGUCAACCAAGUGAGCGGGCCUGACCACCAGAUUGCUUCUUAUGACAAGCAUGGUUUGCUGAAGACCAGUUCUAACUGUGAUGAUAUGUGUCACGGUAUCUUCUUGGGUUGAUAGGAUGGGAUGAGUGAGUUAGUUCAGCAUAUUUAAGUUCAGUUUAGUUUAACAAUGUGUGUGUAUGCAUUUAAAUUAAACCACACAGUGUCACCUUGGUGGUGUCUCAAGGGGUACCACUUGGUACAGACAAACCAAGAAUCAUGACUUGGAUGAAUCUGAGAUUCAAACCCACAGUCACACGUUUCGGUCACACCUCCAAGUCAUGGGGUCCAUUACAGCUGGGAAAUUGCAGAAUGCGGCACAAAACAGUUGACAAACAUCUAUAACUGGACACACCUUAGACAAAUGACAAUAAAUAUCUAGCUUUUGUUUAGAAUUGUAUUAUAUUGUAUGUGAACUGUAGCACCGAAUUCACACACACAAAAAAAAUCCUUAUUUCCAAAGACAUUUAUUCAAGCCAGAAGUAUCUUUCAGUAACUUUCACCAUUGCUGUGGAUGAUGAUGAUGAUGAUGAUGAUGAUGAUGAUUUAUUCGAGUGAUAUUUUAGAAAUUGGGAAGUACAAUAUUUACAAACUUUAUGGAUAAAAACGAAAUAAAGAAGUUGUUAUCCAUAAAGUUUGUGUAUAUUGAUGAUGAUGAUGAAUUUUUCAUUUAUGUGUUACUAGUUUGUUAUUCUUACAUGCAUGAACAGUAUUUCUGUCAGGGGAUGAUAGACCCCUAUCAGUUUGGUAAAUACCAUAAACUCUGGAUUAGCAAAAGGAGACCAAGGAUUCCAAUAGAGUAAAAUGUUUUGUUACUGUUUUGUUGUAGAUGAGUGAAUUUAUCCGUCUAUACACACUAUUUGGUUUAUAGUUUAUUGUUCUGUCGAGGGUAGAAUACUCUACCAGUCUAACAUAAUGCAAUUUACAUGUUCUACUUUAUAUCCUGUGCCAGACUCCCUGGGAAAGGCCACAACAAAAUGCGUAUUUCUUCAUCGGAUCUUUCAUUGCUUUCCCCAAAAUAUAUUUUUCCACAUGGUAGCAUCUCAUAAUCAAUAUCAUAUCAUAAUAUCAAGGAUUGUACGUUAUUGAUUUUAGAUUUCAGUGUUUAAACAAGCUGAACAAAACAAGACAAGGAUGCCAAAACCCCUGAGCGUAAAACUUUCACCAUUUUCUUUUUACAUAUAUGUCAAGACGACCUUGACAUAUAUAAUAUGUGUAGAUAUUACCUUCAUUGUUAUUAUAUGUAUGUCUCAUCGAACUGCUACACAAUAAUCAACAUGCACACAAUGUUUUGAUUUUUCUGUACAAAGUAUGUUUGAAUCUGACAGCAACAUACCUUUGAAAUCAUAUAAUAUAUAUUGAAGUUGAUCAUGCAUAUAGCUGAUGUUUAAAAUAAACAAGAAUAUUGUGUUGUUACUAGUACCUGUGACUGACCUUUACCUGCAGUCUACCUACUGGUCUCUCUUGACAAUCAUGUACAUUGCUAAUGUUUGAAAUAAACAAGAAUAUUGUGUUGUUACUA
This is a messenger RNA of Haliotis rubra (blacklip abalone), 3744 nucleotides long. RefSeq names its product neuroglian-like. Bases 195 to 2018 code for a protein of 607 amino acids. Gene Ontology annotation, biological process: cell-cell adhesion. Lineage: Eukaryota; Metazoa; Mollusca; Gastropoda; Lepetellida; Haliotidae. Gene Ontology annotation, cellular component: cell-cell junction. The transcript is spliced from 12 exons. The record is from RefSeq and is a predicted model, not a curated record. Gene Ontology annotation, molecular function: cell adhesion molecule binding.